Notothenia coriiceps (black rockcod) is the source of this 2550-nucleotide messenger RNA. Its product is annotated as titin-like. The transcript is spliced from 9 exons. The coding region runs from base 1 to 2082 and encodes 693 amino acids. The record is from RefSeq and is a predicted model, not a curated record. Gene Ontology annotation, molecular function: protein binding. Lineage: Eukaryota; Metazoa; Chordata; Actinopteri; Perciformes; Nototheniidae.
AUGGUAUCAGUACUUGUACUUGUACCUGCAGUAGAGUAUAACACACUGGUAUCAGUACUUGUACUUGUACCUGCAGUAGAGUAUAACACACUGGUAUCAGUACUUGUACUUGUACUUACAGUAGAGUAUAUUGCAGCUGUUGCUAACCCGUGUUUCUUUGCUGCAGACACCCCCGGCCCCCCCACCAACCUGACGGUGAAGGACUCAUGUAAGGACAACGCCAACAUCUACUGGGACCCCCCCCUGCUGGACGGAGGCCACGAGGUGACGCACUACAUUGUGGAGAAGCGUGAGACGGAGAGGAAGGCGUGGUCCAUCGUCAGCAGCAACAGCGCCAAGACGGCCUUCAAGGUCCCGGACCUGGACGCCGGGCGCUGCUACAUCUUCAGGGUCUCUGCCGUCAACGAGCUGGGGGUGGGCGAGAGCUGCGAGACCCCCGACGCCGUCAGGCCUCAGGGGGUUGCAGUGUUUUUGCACAUCAGGGAGGAGCCUGGCCCCGUCAUGGACUUCAAGACGCUGCUGGUGACGAAGGACUCGUGUACGCUGAGCUGGAAGAAGCCUGACGGCAGCCGCAUCAUCGCUUACGUGCUGGAGGUGUCCCAAGGAGACGACUACAAGGAACUCAUGAGGUCCAAGAACAUGCAGUACAGCGGCAAGGACCUGGUGGAGGGCCGCGAGUACACCUACAGGGUGAAGGCCGUCAACGACUCGGGGGAGAGCGCCGUCAAGGAGCUCAGCGUGGUUGGUAUCAUCCUCCCCACCUGCGACCUGCGGGAGUUGCCCAACAUGUGCUACAUCGCCAAGGAGGGCAGCAUGGUGCGCCUGAAGAUCCCCAUCAUCGGCAAGCCCACGCCGAAGGUCUCCUGGAAGAAGGGCGAGGAGGAGAACCUGACGGACACCGGCCGUGUCUGCGCCGAGUCCUCCGCCGUCAACACCACCCUCCUGAUCAGGGACUGCCAGCGCAGCGACGCCUCCAAGUACACCAUCACCCUGAGGAACAGCGCUGGGAGCAGGGAGAGCACCAUCUUCAUCAGGGUGGUGGGUAAACCCGGCAUCCCGAUUGGCCCCGUGAAGUUCAAGGACGUCAACGCGGACGCCGCCACGCUGAAGUGGGUCGCUCCGAAGGACGACGGCGGCUCUGAGAUCACCAACUACAUCCUGGAGAAGAGGGACUUUGUCACCAACAUGUGGGUGACGGUGUCCUCCGCCGUUGAGAGCAACGUGCAGCGGGUGACCGGCUUGCACGAGGGCACCGAGUACAUCUUCAGAGUCAGCGCUGAAAACAAGUACGGUGUCAGCGAGGGGCUCAAGUCCGACCCCAUCGUGGCCAAACAUCCCUUCAAUGUUCCCGAUGCUCCUCCUCCACCUCAGAUCUCAAGCAUGCGCCAUAACUCCGCCUACCUGUCCUGGAACGACCCCAGGAAGACCGGAGGGUCUCCCAUCACAGGCUACUUUGUUGAAUUCAAGGAGAGGAACAGCAUGUUGUGGAAGAGGGCGAGCCCCAGCGCCCUGAUGAUGAGGGAGCACAAAGUGAUGGGCCUAACUGAAGGACUUGAGUACGAGUUCAGAGUCAUGGCCGUCAACCUGGCCGGCAUCGGGAGGCCCAGCGCCCCCACCGACCCCCAGGUGGCCCUGGACCCCAUCGAUGCUCCUGGCAGACCCGAUGUAGUCAGCAUCACCAGAAGCACCGUCACCCUGCAGUGGACCGAGCCGCAGUCUGACGGCGGCCAUCGGCUGACCGGCUACAUCGUGGAGCGCCGCGACCUGCCCUCCAAGAUCUGGGUGAAGGCCAACCCCGUGAACGUGGUCGACCCGGCGUACACCGUCACCGACCUGCAGGAGGGCUGCAAGUACGAGUUCAGGAUCCGAGCCAAGAACUCGGCCGGAGCCCUCAGCCCCCCCUCGGAGCAGACAGACACCAUCAUCUGCGCCGACGAAUACGCUGCCCACGGACCCAUCAUCAUUGACUCUCAUGUGAUGGAGGGUCACACGUCAGGGCUGGAGACACCAUCGUGGUCACUGCCACCAGCCAUUAUAGGCAAACCUGCGCCCACUCCUGCUGGUUCCAAGGGAGGAAAGUAAUUUCAAACCCUCGGACCUGCGUUAACAUUGAGACCACCUGCCUCUUCCUCUACGCUGUCCGUGAAGUACGCCAGCAGGAAUGACUCCGGAGACUACAUCAUCACCGCCAGCAACCCCCCUUCGGAGUGAACGGAGGAGACGGUGAAGGUCAAACGUCUGGAUGUUCACUGCAGUUUCCUGCGGGCCCAUCGAGUGCAGCCGGCAUUUCCUCUGAGAAGGGUCACUCUCACCCUGGACGGCCCCCACCCACGGACGGAGGCUCGCCAUCCAAGUACGUACACACCCUCGAGAAGAGGAGACCAGCCGCCUGCUGUGGACCAUCCCUGGAGAGAAGGUCCUGACUGUCACUACUGUGGCCAAACAAGCUCAUCCAGGGGCAACGACUACUUCUUCAAAAGUGUCCGCCGUGAACCAAGUACGGAGCCAGUGAUCCGUCUCACUCCGAGGCCGUCAGAGGAUGGUCGACAG